Molecule: messenger RNA, 6037 nt
Organism: Lethenteron reissneri (Far Eastern brook lamprey)
Lineage: Eukaryota; Metazoa; Chordata; Hyperoartia; Petromyzontiformes; Petromyzontidae
Gene: DCLK3
Product: doublecortin like kinase 3
Biological process (GO): protein phosphorylation; intracellular signal transduction
Molecular function (GO): ATP binding; protein kinase activity
Source: RefSeq, a predicted model, not a curated record
UGCGUGUGUGCAAUGCGUGUUUGCCUGUGCUCGUGCCCGUAUUUGCGCGCAGUGUCGCGAUCAUGCCGCGUGUCGUUCGUUGCAGGAUCAGAGCUCUGAUGGAUGACCGGCGUUGCUUGCUGCGUGCCGGAGACUCCAUGGAUUUGUGGCACUGGUGAAUCUCACCACAACAAACAACAACAACAACAAGAGACCGGAUCCAAACAACACGAGGAAUUAAGUGUGGGCGUGCGUGCGUGCGUGUGUGAGUGUGCGUGCGUGAGCACUUGCGCGCCCCUCCUGUUCCCGAACCUCUUACCAACAUCCCCGGCUCGGCGACGGACGGGCGGCACAACCAAAGUAGCGCUCCACUCGCUCUUCGCUCCAUCUCUCUGCGGCGCGUGCGCUCGGCCUCGGGCGUGGACGCGCGCGGGAGGCACCACGAUGCACGCACCGAGGCAGGAGGCGCACGAGGCCGACUCGCGCGAGCUCACGGACGAGCGCUACCGAGAUGUGCGGCGGCCCAAGGUGGUGCGUUUCUACCGCAACGGGGACCGCCACUUCAGAGCGCGCUCCCUGCACAUCACGCCGCACCGCUACGCCAGCUGGUCCGAGCUGCUCACGGACCUGUCGCGCGCCGUGCCCAUGCCCCACGGGGUGCGCCGGGUCUACUCCCCGCUUGGGGGGUCUCUCGUCACGGGUGGAGUGGAGGCGCUGCGAGACGGAGCCUCGUACGUGUGCGCCUCCUUCGAGCCGUUCCGACCGCUCUGCUACGGGGGAGCGUCCGACGCGACUGGCACCACCAGCGCGGCGCAGAGCCAGCAGCAGCAGCACAGUGGACCACCGAGUCCCAGGAAGGGCCCCCCUGUGGCAGGACAGAGAUGCCCUCUGGAGGAGCGGUACAGCGACAGCUCCUGUCUCGCCAUCGAGAAUGGCACCAGCGACACGCGGCGCGCAACCAACGGCAUGCGGGCACCGUCUCCCCUGCCGCCCAGCAGCCGCGACACAUCCAACGUCAGCCCGUCGUACAGCCCGCCCGAGCGGGCCAGGAAGGGUCACUCCGAGGGACUGCUAAUUCGCAGGGCCGACCGCAGCCAGCGCCGCAGUUUCCACGGCCAGUCCGAGAACCAGGCCGCGGCGGUGGCGGCCGCCGCGGCGGCGGCCGCGGCGGCGGCGGCCAGGCCGAAGGUCGUGACCGUGGUCCGGGUCGGCGGCCGCCCCCCGCACCGCCGCAUCACCUUGCUGCUGAACCGCCGCUCGGUGCAGAGCUUCGAGGAGUUGGCGGUGGACAUCUCGGAGGCGCUGGGGAUCCAGCGCGUGCGGCGCCUGUUCACGCUGCGCGGGCGCGAGGCGCGUUCGAUCUCGGACUUCUUCCGCGGCGACGACGUGUUCCUGGCCACGCCGGGGAAAGAGCCGCCCUCGUCCGAAGACGUGCAGAGCAUCCUGGAGGAGCUGUUCCCGGAGAAUCCGUACGCGCAGCGGCUGGUCGUGCGCGAUAGUCCCAAGUCCCAGACGCUUGUCAAGAAGAGCCCCGAGCGGCCGCUGAGGCCACGACGCAGGUCGCACGACACGGGGCACCUCCAGCCCGACGGGGAGUUUGACGACGACGUCAGGACAGAGGUUUCCAGCCCCCGGGGCGCCGUGGCCCAGAGAGAUUACGUCGAGAGGCAGAAGGCCAAGGCUAGGCAGGAGGAGAGGGACAAAGCGCACCGGUGGGAGCGCGAGCGCUGGGAGAGGGAGCAGAAGGAGGUGGAGCAGAAGCGGCUGGAGAGGCUGAAGGAGGCCACGCGGCAGGAGUCCCCCGAAGACCUUCACCCUGCGGAGGACGAGAAGAAGCCGGAGAAGCUCUGGGACCUUGACGAGGAGGUGAAGAAGAUGGAGAAGAGGAGGGAUCAGAAGAGGCGGAAGAAAGAGGAGGAGGAAAGGGAGCAAGAGAGGUCGCUUCUCGAAAGGGAGCGGAGGUGGCAGGAGUCGGAAGAGAAGAAGAGGGAAAGGAGGUAUUCGGAGAAGGAUCAAGGCAGGAGGACUCUGAAUGAGGCUGACGUAGACCGGCACAGGCGGAUCGUGAUGGACGACCGUGAACGAUUGCGACAGGAAGAGGAGGCUCGGAGGAGGAAAGAGGAGGAGCUGAAAAUAACGCAGGACGAGCGCAAGUUGGAGGGUGACAGGAGACGGCUCGCGGAGAAGGAGAACGGCGCGGAGGAGUACAUCAACGGGGACUUCGACAAGAGAGCACAGAGGCAGCAGAGGCAGGAGGAGAGCUCGGCGGACGACCGCGACAGGGCGAGGCCGAAGCACAAAAGCAAGGACAGCGAGAGGAGGAGGAAGCAGAAGAAGCCGCUGGCCAACCAGCGGCCCGUCGUGACGCUCAGGGACAUCGAGAGCCGCUACGAGAUCGGCCGCACCAUCGGCGACGGCAACUUCGCCGUGGUCAAGGAGUGCCGGCGGCGCGUCGGCGGCGGCGGAGGCAGCGAGGGCCGCUCGACGACGCCGGGCGAGUGGGACCUCGCCAUGAAGAUCGUCGACAAGUCCAAGCUGGCCGGGCGCGAGGAGAUGCUGGAGAACGAGGUGACGCUCACGGCGCGCCUGGGCCACCACCCCAACGUGGUGCGCCUGCUCGAGUCGCUGGAGACGCCCGGCCACGCGUACUUGGUGCUGGAGCGCGUGAGCGGCGGGGACCUCUUCGACGCCAUCACGGAGAGCGUGCGCUUCACCGAGCGCCACGCCGCCGCCAUGGUGGCCGACCUGUGCCGCGCGCUGCAGUACCUGCACGCCAACUUGGUGGUGCACCGCGACGUCAAGCCCGAGAACCUGCUGAUGCAGCGCAAGCUGGAUGGCAGCACCAUGCUGAAGCUGGGCGACUUUGGGUUGGCGAUGGAGGUGAGGGGCCCCAUCUACACUGUGUGCGGGACACCGACGUACGUGGCGCCGGAAAUCCUGGCCGAGACAGGCUACGGGCUGGAGGUGGACAUGUGGGCGACAGGUGUCAUCACCUACAUCUUGCUGUGCGGCUUCCCGCCAUUCCGAAGCCUGGAGCGAGACCAGGAGGAGCUCUUCGACACCAUCCAGCUCGGGGAGUUCUCGUUCUUGUCUCCGUACUGGGACCACAUCUCCGAGGCUGCCAAGGACCUGGUGAGCCGGAUGCUGGUGGUCGACACCAAGCGGCGCUUCACGGCGCGCCAGGCACUGCACCACCCGUGGGUGACAGGCGGCGGCUCUGGAGACGCCCCUGACCUCCACAGGGAGGUCACCAUGAACAUCCAGAGGCACUUCGCCGACCGCCGGCGUCCUCACCAGCAGCAGCAGUUCCAGAGGAUGCACCCGCACCACCAGCAGCAGCAGCACCGUACGCGCCCCACGUCCGUCAGCUCGGACGUGUGAGCGCGCCGCCGGCGCUGUUACUGCGGCAGUGGCAGAUGUACACCGAUCGCGACGAAGAGCGGGCCCCGUUGCUUCAUCAAAGUCGUCCCCUCCUCCGUUGUUCCCCUACCCAUCGCUGCCACCCCCAGUUGCAGCUGCAGCAGAACCAGCGCCACCAGCAACAUCACUAACAGCACCAUCCAUUGCCACCACCACCAGCACUUAAAAAAAAAAAACCUCCCUAUGUGUGCUGCUUCUCACAGCCUUGGAAUUCCUAGGGGCCACGCGCUUACAGAACAUUUUCCCGCAAACAUCUUUUCUUCAAAGUGGUAAUUGGAGGUGUGGGACAGGGCUUAAUUUAGCUGGGUCUGUCUGGGUCAUUGAUCCGGAUUUUUUUUUUCGUACCCAGCACACCGCAUGCAGUAUACCCUCCUUACUAUGGCUGUGGCUGCUAGUCACGUGCCUCCAACUCCAGUCUACCUGCGACCCGGACGGAAUUCAGUGAGAAAUUAAGCCCUGGGUAUGGAAACCUCAAUCUUUUUUGGUUUGUGUAAGGGAAUUCCUUUUGUGCUGUGUUAACCAUGCGCAAAUAAUGAUAAUGAUAAUAAUUAUAUACCCUGCAAUUGCAGCAUCGCUCCACAACAAUUGCUGAAAAUCUAGUCCAGCCCACACAACGUUUAAGAAAAACUUCCAUAUUUACCAUAAAACAGUCGCUAAUUUUAACUCACACUUUUUAAAGAUGCCGGGCGCGACAUCUCAAUUGUUGGCGGAGGGCCGUUCGAGGCUGCGCUGCAUCGCUCGAGGUGUCUUGUUUUCUUCCCCCAUUUCGGUCCGCCAAGACGGAAAUCUGCCCGCACUAAAGUGGCCCUCGGCCAGCAUUGGAUUCACACCCAUCAGCACCAAAAUGUUCGUCAACUUACAAAUGGCAAGGUGUAAUUCCUCCAGCGUGCAUUUGCACACGUGCAGAAUGCCUAUUCACCGGGCUUAAUUCGCCAAUGUGCCCAGCACUCGUCACGAAGAGACAUUUCCAUUGAAAGGAAAGAAAACGUUUCGCACCUGCGGUUGCUGAGCGCUGAAAUCUUUCUGCAGACGUUAAAAAAAAAACCUCAUCUCGUCCGUGUGGCUUUUGUAUUAGCAGGGUUUUUAAUCGAUUAUCAUUUUGUUCAAUUGUAGUUUUCGCUAAAUCUAUGAUCAAUUUGCCAAAAUCGUGGUGUCGAUGAUCGGAAUCCAGUUCAGUUUUAGUUAACGAUCGAACCGACAGCCUCGCGAGCGAAUUUUCAAACCGCGUGGCGCGUUCCAACGUGCUCGGUGGGCAGGGUUCAUCGGUCACCUCCUGGUUCAUUUGAACAGACACGGAGACACGCACGCAUGCACAGGGUUGGACUUUUAUUGUGAGGCAAUCCGAAAUGUGGGGCAAAGACGAUUACUUGUUAACGAUCUUGAAUACGAUUUUCGAUAACGCUAAAAAAAACUGAAAUGAACAAACGUGUUUGUAAGAGACGCGCACGGCUGUGAGUAGUUUAGCCACGAGGGGGAGGCUCUACUGUUGUGGGUCCGCCGCCUGCUUCCGGAAUCUUCCACUCUCGCUCCGCCACUACGACCCCAAACCACUUCAUCCACACACCCGCUCGCCGACUAUGAUUUGUAAUUCAAGUUUAUUUAACAUUGUACAUUUGAUUCAGGAUUCCCCCAUUCAGGUCCAAGCCAAAAGAUGGGUUUAUAGAAUGCGUUAGGGUUCUGUGAAUAAUGAACCCGAAUAUAAUUAAGUUGCCGAACCCAAAUGAAUGAUGGACGCGCAAAGUUUUAAAAAUUAUAGUAUAUAUAAAGAGUAUAUGCUGCUCAAAAUGGACAAACAAAAAUUCCAGUGAGCGGAAUGUUUUCAUUUAGUUUAUGUUUUAAUACGUUUUCAGUAUUUUCGUGUUAUAGUUAAAACUUUUAAAUAUUUUCGAUCGAAGUUUUGACCUUUGGAAUGUCACAGUUGGAAGUGUAAUAAAGUAUAGUAUAUAUAUAUUUUAGCAGUGUUUAUUCAAUUACUGGAACAAAUAUUUUAAGGGACUUCCCAGAUGUAUUAGCAUUGCCCCGUUGCUAAGGACAAUGGAUUUUAUGCUGACAAUGGCUUUACGCUGAACCAAUCGGUAAGAAGAAUUGUGGUUUACAGCUUGAUUUACCCUAACCCUUUAUGCACUGGUACAAUCACGUUAUGAUCGGUCAUGGUAUUUCUCUCAGCUACUUCGGACUGUCGUGCUAUAAUUCAGGAUGUAUAUUAAAUGAGGACAAUGACAGUGACGAUGGCGUGAGAAGUGAUGACGAUGGUGAUGGUGUUGAUGGUGACGAUAUUGUGAAGAGUAAACAGUGAUGAUGAUGAUAAAAGGCACUUAAAUUGUGUUUAAUGUCGCAUUAAAUGCAUCUUGUAUUUGCAUCACGGUUUACUGACAUACUUAGCCUCUUGAUUGCCGACUCGUGUUUGGUGAUGGUUUAUUCAUCAUGUAUUGUAUCGACGACAAAAAAAGCAACUUAGUUAUUUAUUCUCGAUUAUGGGCCAGUGUUUUGGAAAGGCGUAGCAUAUAACUCAUUAUGACAAAAAAGAUUAUCUAUGGUAAUUGUUGUCAUGUAAAGUUUAUUACGAGUAUGCCAAUUUUCUUAAGUGUUGAGAGUGAUGUAACAAUUGGUGUUUCUAAUAAACAUAAUUUGCACUGAA